This is a messenger RNA of Plasmodium cynomolgi strain B, 4419 nucleotides long. Its product is annotated as histone acetyltransferase Gcn5. NCBI's taxonomy places the organism in Eukaryota, Apicomplexa, Aconoidasida, Haemosporida, Plasmodiidae. The coding region runs from base 1 to 4419 and encodes 1472 amino acids. The record is from RefSeq and is a predicted model, not a curated record. Gene Ontology annotation, biological process: chromatin remodeling; positive regulation of transcription by RNA polymerase II. The transcript has 4 exons. Gene Ontology annotation, cellular component: histone acetyltransferase complex. Gene Ontology annotation, molecular function: protein binding; histone H3 acetyltransferase activity.
AUGCACUUCGAGUCCGGCGGCGGGGUUGCCAACCUCCUGCAGAGUUACACCCCCGAUGGUGGGGGCCACGGCUUGACCCACAUUGACAGUUUGGAAGACCCACCACGUGGCAGUGCCACUCAGAGUGUCAAAAGUAGCACCCCCGUUGGAGCUUCCCCGGGUAGUCCCGCAGGUGAUAAAAAGAAUGAGCAAAAAAGCGAGCCAAAAGAUGCGUGGGUUUUUGCAUGGAAGAAGCUGAGGACCGGCCAUUUGGAUAGCCUGGAGGAAUCAUCCCACGCGAGUGGAUACGCGGUGCCGCCCAUUGGACGUGUAGACCCAAGCGAAGAGAAUGAUGGGGCUCGUUCGCAGAGGGAGAAAGAAGGAGGAGAUGUUACAACCACGGCCACUGCACUGUUGCCAUUAUUGCAGAUUGAAAAAGAUGUAGAAGGGGAGGAGUCUAGUGAUGAUCCCCCAGUUAGUGGCACGGAGUGGCAUGCCAUCGUCGGGGCAGAUAAAUUGGUGGAGUUGCCCAAAAGGUGGCAGGCCAGGAGUUGCAUGGCGGAAGGGAACGACUGCAGUGGGGGAGAUGGAGCAGGCAACUCGUCUAACGGUGGUGGAAACGCAGGGGGGAGCAGUGGAGACGACGGGAAAGGAAAUGGGAACCGUGGAAAUGGACACAUGGAUGGUGGCCACCAGGAGGAUAACCAGCAGGAGGAGGACGACGAGAAGAAGAAGAACGAACAGAGGAAACGCAAAAACGGCGAAGACACCAUACAGGGGGGUAUUACAAACGGUGAUAAUGGUUUGAACUUGGGGGUGGACCCCAAAAUGAAUUACUUCCCAAACGGGAAUGGAAUGGUUAAUGGGGGGUUAGGCAUCGGAGGAAUGGGUAGCGGCUCCCCUUAUGGCAGUGGUCACAACGAACUGCUUGACCAGGACAGAGUAGUAGCUAAUGGUCAAAGGAAAAUACCAGCAGGUGGUAAUUACAGCAACAGUAGCAGCAGCAUGAGCAAGGUGGAGAGUAGCCCUGUCAAAUUUUCCGCCCCUAAUAAGAUACCGCUACAGAGUCUGGGCGGUGCGAUUGGGAAUGGGUCCCUCAUGAAUGGGGCGAAAUUUAGCGUGGAAGGUGCAAGUGUCAAAAACGGGACCACCCUGGCGGGAAACAAAAAUUUAGGUAUGAACAGUUUGAGUGGUGCGAUGGGUAGUGCCAAUAUGAGCUUCCCCAAGAAUAAACCCUUUAUGGCGAAUCCGCAAAUGGGGUUUGUGAGCAACGUGAAUGGGGGUGGCUCCAAGGGGUCGCGAAUGAACAACAUGGGAGAAGUUAGCCGAAUGGGCGACGCCAGCCGAAUGGGUGAAGCCAGCCGAAUGGGGGAAGUCAGCCGAAUGGGCGAAGCCAGCCGAAUGAAUGGUCCGAACUGCAAAGACAUGAACGAUGAGUGCUCCCCGGAGAGCAAAAAAAAAGACACAGGGAAGAAAGAAAUUAUGGACGGACCAUUAAAAAAUAGCGACAUGAAUAGCUAUCCCAAUGGUGCCAUCGGCAUGGGAAGCAACAACAUGAAUAUGCUUCCAUCUCAUGGAAUGAAUAACUCGAAUGCAUUUUUAAACAGCAACAUGGGUAGAAUGAACAGCCUGAAUGCAUUUAAAGGAAUUGGCAAUCAAUACAAUGCAAUAAAUAUACCACCGAUGAUGGGUGGUGCAGGUGGUAACUCUUACAGCUUCCAUGUUCCUCCUCCCCAUCCGUAUGCUGGCAUGAAUUUGAUGAAUUCUAUGGGGAUGAUGGGGAGUGGUGUAGGGAACGCCGCCGGCAUUGGAGGUGGCUUUUUGCCCGGAGGUCCCAUGAACGAGAUGCACGCGGGGGUGAUGGGCGGGUUGGCCAGCGGCAUGCCGAACGGGUUGGCUAGCGGCAUGGCGAACGGGUUGGCUGGCAGCAUGGCGAACGGGCUGGCUGGCAGCAUGGCGAACGGGCUGGCUAGCGGCAUGAUGAACGGUUUGGUGAACGGCCCGCAUGGGAGUAUCCCCCUGGUGAACAGCCCAAGCAGGGCAGCCAGCGCGACGCAAGCAGCGGGGCCCAAGGGAACCAGGAAUGUAGGUACCAAAAGUGUAGGUGGAAACGGAACAGAAACAGAAAAUGGAAAAAAAAAUAAUGACACUCAUUCUAACAGUAGAGGUGCAAACAAAAUGAAUAGCAAUAACGAAAGUAACAAAAACGGAAUUAAAAAUAUCCGAAUGGAGGAUCUCACCUUUAAUGAAAGCGUAUAUUUAAAAAACGUUGAUGGUCUUGAUUUGAGCAAAAAUUUUGUGAAUGGAAAGUACUGCUCCAAGUUGCCAUCUAAUGAAAAAAUCUACAACAUUGUCAGCUACAUUGUGGAGAAUUCCCUCGUGGAUUAUUUGCUGGAGUUUUAUAACAACGAGAGUUUGCUUUAUAAUGAGAAGUCCGAGCUGUCGGAUGGCAACAGUGGGGUGGAUAACAGCCCAAGGGGAGACGAACUGAAGGGUGUCACUCAGGACGAGCAGGAGGCAGAAAAGGAGAGUUCCCCGAACGUGAAGGUAGAAAUCGGAGAGGAGAACAAAGCGGAAGUGUGCGAGGGGGGAGAGACCCUGAAUGGUGACAAUGCGAAGGAAACGGUUAAGAAGCAGGACGAGGGGGUCGCAGAUGAGGGGAUCGCCGACGAGGGGGUUGCCGACGAGAGGGUUGCCGACGGAGCUACCCCAGAGAAGCCAGCAGAAGGACAGACGGACAAAGAGCAUGACUCUGUGCUGACCCCAGGUGAGCAGCUCAAGGAGGAGUGCACCCCCAGUCAGACGAAUAAAAAAAACGUCCCAAGUGAGAACAUCAGUGUUAAUAACAGGAAUGAGGAGAAGCUUGACGCGGCGGAGGUGAAGGAGACCCCAAACAAGGGAGAGACCGCCACAAUCACUGGUAUUAGCGGCAGUGGUGGGGGCAGCGUGGGGCGCGAAGCGGACGAAAGCAACAAGUUCAUCCUGACCGAAAUAACGAAGAGUAUAUGCUCCAUAAUAAAUCUACAACAACUGAUGCCAGUCAACAACAGAUUAAGCAACCCGAAUUUGAUUUAUGAUCCAAAUUAUGAUACCAUUUAUUCAAAAUGGAAAACUUUUUUGAGGAAAGAGCAGUCCUGUGGAAAUGUUAUCAGCAUGUGUUUCUCGAGAGAUUUUUUGCACACCGUUUUGCUGUGUAAUUAUGUGACAAUAAUUGAGGAUUUAAAGAAGACCGCUGUGAAGAAGAAAAUAAAAUAUUUUUUUCUGAACCUCUGCCUGGAGGCCGGGCUGUCCGUCGACGUCGCCCUCAUGCUUUUCAUCAACGCGGCCAAGCAGAGCAACAAGUUGCAGUCCCUCCUGCCAUCUGAAACCGGCCUUGGAUAUCUGCAUCGAGACGCAGGAGGAGCCAAAGAAGAAAAUAUGGGUAUCAUCACCUUCGAGUGCAUAACGAAUGACCGAGAACCGGAUCACUUAAUCAAGCUGAUUACAUUGAAAAAUAUUUUCUCCAGGCAGUUACCCAAGAUGCCUCGAGAGUAUAUCGUUCGAUUAGUUUUCGAUCGAAAUCAUUACACGUUUUGCCUUUUAAAAAAGAACACAGUAAUUGGGGGAGUCUGUUUUAGACCUUACUUUGAGCAGAGAUUUGCUGAAAUUGCGUUUCUCGCGGUUACCUCAACGGAGCAGGUGAAGGGCUACGGCACGAGGUUGAUGAACCAUCUGAAGGAGCACGUGAAGAAAUUCGGCAUCGAGUACUUCUUGACGUAUGCGGACAACUUCGCCAUCGGGUACUUCCGCAAGCAGGGGUUCUCCCAAAAAAUUUCCAUGCCGAAGGAGAGAUGGUUUGGUUACAUUAAGGACUACGACGGAGGAACGCUAAUGGAGUGUUAUAUUUUCCCGAACAUAAAUUAUCUGCGCUUAUCGGAGAUGUUAUACGAGCAGAAGAAGACCGUAAAAAAGGCUAUCCAUUUUAUUAAGCCACAAAUUAUUUUUAAAGGACUUAACUUCUUUGUACAAAAUAAAGGAGUUAAUAAUGGCAUUCACCCGAGUAACAUCCCUGGGUUGCUGGAAGUCGGAUGGAAAAAGGAAGUGAAAUAUUUCCCAAAGAAGGCGCAGAACAAGGAUGUACAGCUGAAGGAUCAGAUUUUAGGCGUUUUGGACUUCCUCGAAAAGCAACAGUCUGCUUGGCCCUUCCUCAAACCUGUGAGCCUGUCGGAGGCACCCGACUACUACGACAUUAUAAAGGAGCCCACGGAUAUUUUGACCAUGAGGAGGAAGGCCAGACAUGGCGAGUACAAAACAAAGGAGGACUUCGGAAUUGAGCUGAAGCGCAUGUUCGACAACUGCCGCCUGUACAACGCGCCCACGACCAUCUACUUCAAGUACGCCAACGAGUUGCAGGCGCUUAUAUGGCCCAAGUACGAGUGUAUAACUGAUGUAGGAAAGUGA